Molecule: messenger RNA, 2670 nt
Organism: Acanthoscelides obtectus
Lineage: Eukaryota; Metazoa; Arthropoda; Insecta; Coleoptera; Chrysomelidae
Source: the annotation of a GenBank genome assembly
AAAAAAUCCUGUCAGUAGUCAGUACUGUCGAGCACAAAACAUAUACACCGUCAAAUUAGUUCACUUUAGCAGUUAAAAAUAACGUGACGGACGACUUAACUGUUCGUUAUUUUUGCUGUACUAAAAACUCUAUAAUCAGGCCGAAAAGAUAUCACAAUCACAGUGAAAAAUCGAUAAUUGAUAAAUCACUGUGAUCCGAGCAGUUCUUGCGCUUUUUGUUCUAUGUGAAGUCAAAACAAGAAGCAGUCCAGUCAACCAGUGUAUAAUGUAUAUGAUGUUUUGUGAGUGAAAGUCAAAUUUGCGAUCAUCAUUAAAACAUCGAAGAGCUGACGUCAGUUUAAAAAAUCUUUCUCGAAAUAAUUAUCUUCAAACAAUUAUUUUCCUCAUAAUGUUCUAAUAAGCUCCCGCGCAAAUCACCGUUCAUUCAAUCAAAAUUCAUAGUUUUAUCAUCAUUUGUAUUGAGGUUAUGUGCUAGUGCUUGAUCUCAAAUCGAAAAUUUAAAAGUCAUGUCAGAUUUAGGUGAAUGGUUCAGGAGUGUUCCCUUUUUCACCAGAUACUGGUUCGCCGGAUCAGUGGUUCUGCCUCUCUGUGGGAGAUUUGGAUUCGUCAAUCCCAGGAAUCUGAUACUUGACUACGAAGCCCUGAAAGCCUUCCAGAUAUGGAGACCUAUCACAUCCCUGCUAUACUACCCUAUUUCACCUAUGACUGGCUUUCACUAUCUCAUAAAUUUAUAUUUUCUCUACAAUUAUUCUCGACGACUUGAGGAAGGAGCAUAUGCUGGAAAACCUGCUGAUUACUUAUUCAUGUUGCUGUUCAACUGGAGCUGCUGUAUCGUUCUAGGAAUAGCGGCUGAUAUCCCUUUACUGAUGGACCCAAUGGUACUAUCAGUUCUGUAUGUAUGGUGCCAGCUGAACAAGGAUGUGAUAGUGAGCUUCUGGUUUGGAACUCGCUUUAAGGCAGUCUACCUACCAUGGGUCCUACUAGCAUUUAACUUGGUACUAAAUGGUGGAGGUGUCAUGGAGUUCUUUGGCAUCCUUGUUGGCCAUUUGUAUUUCUUCUUGAUGUUCAAAUACCCACAAGAAUUUGGAGGCGCCACUUUGCUGAGGACACCAGCUUUCCUCAAGAGGUGGUUCCCAGAUCAACUUGGCGGUGUACAUGGUUUUGGAACUGCUCCACCAAGAACUGCAGCUGCUGGCUCACCAGGUGCAGGCGGGAUAUUCAGGGGCGGCCAUAGUUGGGGCAGGGGCUACACAUUGGGCGGUAACUGAAAAUGAUGUUGAGAAAACACUGUUAGUGUUAUCACUGUUUAACAUAUUCUAACUGAAGAUAACCAACCUAAUACUAGAUUCGCGCGUCCAAAAAAUUAUCAGAGAUGAAAUGAGAUACUGUAGAGACCGUACUAUGAGAAUUUCCUACAGCUAUGCUUUUCCUCUCCACAUUAAUUAGAAAUCUACUUUGAAAAGGUUAGCCAACUAUAUAUGAAACACUAACCUUUUCAAAGCAGAUUUAUAAUUAUUGCGGAGAGGAGAAACAUAGCUGUGAGAAAUUGUCAUAAAUGACACUACAGUAUCUCGUUUCAUCUCGGAUAAUUUUUCGGACGCGCGAAUCUAGCAUAAGGUUGGAUAUCUUCAGGUAGAAUACGUUGAUCAACGGUGUUAUAUAAUUAGGGUUAUUGCAACACGUAUGUUGUAUGUUGACAUCUGAGGUGAGGAAGUUGUUGCCUCAAGUUUCUGUCAUUUCUAACAAGCUAACUUGCAUGAUUUUCUUAUAAUGGAACUGGUAACCUUUGUUUUCUUAGCCAUGCGAAGAGACACAUUGGUCCUUUUUGAAACCAUAUUUUUUGUUAGACAGUACAGUAUGUUACGUGGAAUAUUACAUAACGCAAGAAUCACAAGAGGUGUAAAUAGCAACACUGGCUUGGAGCUGGCCGCUCAGCAGUCUGUGAUUUGUUAAAACAGUAGACAGGAGAAUUAGUUACGGGGUGAGGUGAGCAGCAACGGGUCACUGUUACCAUUCACAUUCUUUAUUAUGCUUGAGUCUUAUGUUAGCGUUGGUCAGCAUCUUCUACCUGAUACAGUAUUUCGGCGUCCAAAAAAUUAUAACAGCUGUGUUUCUCCUCUCCACAAUAAUACGAAAUCCACUUUGAAAAUGGUAGUGUCUCACAGAUGGCGUUGUAGAGAACUACAUAUAUGAGUAGUAGUAGUACUAGAUUUCUAAUUAUUGCAGAUAAGGAGAAACAGCUUUGACAAAUUCUCAGGGAUGCUGUCAUGAUACCUCAUUUCAUAUAUGGUAUUGCUGUAAAAUGUAAAUUUCUCAAAUGAUUUUUUUUAUAUAUUCCACAGAAGUUGCUUAAUUUCAAUCUGACUUUCUCCCUCUGAUGUCGAGAACACCACUUUCCAUUACUCCAUAUCUGCUGCACUAACCUAACCUAUUUUAUCCUUACAUGUAAAUUUGUGUUUUUUUUACUUUAGUUUGUGAAUUAGAUAUUUAUUAAACGGACCAAAAAUGUUGAUAUAUCAUAAGUCGGUUUUGUACACCUUUGUAUUUUUGAUGAUUUUUAGAUCCGAUUAUUUGGAAUGGGAUGUGAAAUCCAUUUAACAUUAACUUUUCUAAUUUACAAAAAUUUGUAUAAUGAAAGUAUUGUUUCCGUUAAUAAAAUCCACUUAUUAA